This is a messenger RNA of Cherax quadricarinatus, 2517 nucleotides long. NCBI's taxonomy places the organism in Eukaryota, Metazoa, Arthropoda, Malacostraca, Decapoda, Parastacidae. The record is from RefSeq and is a predicted model, not a curated record.
UCCCUGGACGAACGUCCCGAGCGUGUUCCUCCGUAUAUAUACACCGAGAGGUGUUUGUAUAUAUGUAUAUACAUCCAGGUAUAUAUAUCUGUGUAUAUACAUCGAGAAGUGUGUAUUUGUGUAUACGUAGAGCGCUUAAAUUUGUCGUAUUAGUAUAAAUAUUAGAUUUUUUGCCGGUGGUCAGCUAACGAGCGGUCGUAAUGGCCGUCAGGUAGUUAAGAGUCUUUCAACGUUAUAAACCAGAUAGUAACGAAGCUUUCGGUCACUUAAAUUAUGGAUAAAUGUGUAUAAGCACUUGAUAUACACCUAAGUGUAAAAUCUUGUCUCUCUGAGAUAGUUAAUGUGUAUGUUAAGUGUUAACAAGUGUAUCCGACAAGUGUGUGUGUUUUCGGCCAGUAUUCUCAAGUUAUAAGUAACUAGAAUUAUUAACGAAAUAUUCGUGUCUAUAACAAAGUUAUCUAGAUUAUAAGACUCGAUUAUAACGAUAGUAAGGAUAGCGGUUUUUUUGAUAACGAAAAAAACUUAACAAAAGUCGCGUUGGGGACUUCCAGCACCUCCUGGACCCUACCACAGCUGCUUCCCAGCAUCACCUGUCUGCCUAUCAUCCACGUAUCAUCUACUAUCAUGCAAGAAUGGUGUGUACUGUCCAGAGCUUAAGCCAGAGGUACGACACCCCCUCCACACUACACUAUGUGGGACACAAGCCAGAGGUACAACUCCCUCCCUAACUACACUGUGCGGGACACGAGCUACUCUACAUGACACUCCAGCAGCAGCUGUUGACAGAUGUUCACUGGUCAUUGAAGAUCAUUGAAGAUCUCUAAUCCAGCAGAUGCAGGAGGUUAACAUCCUGCAAGCCAGAGUGAAGAAAAUAUUCACUCUCCAAGGGAAGCUUGCACUGAGGCGAUGUGUUGUGUGUGUCCUGACUAUCACAAUAAUCUGCAUAAAAGCACGCCAGAAAAGGGAAACUGAUCGUCUAUUGUUGACAAUGACGGAGGGUCAAGCCGUCCACGGUGACUCUGAAGUUAUUUUAGGCUGGAGAGGUGAUACCACAAGAGGUUGGCCUUCUCUCAUAUCUGGGACAGGGGGCAAGUGAAGCUAAAGACUGACAUCCUGAUGCAACUAGCAACACAGCGUCCAGAUUAGACUAGCAAGACAGCGUCCAGAUUAGACUAGCAAGACAGCGUCCAGAUGAGACUAGCAAUACAGCAUCUAGAUGAGACUAGGAACACAGCAUCCAGAUGAGACUAGCAACACAUCCAGAAGCAACAAAGGACACAACAAAUUGCCGUAAGUGACCUUCAACAAGUCAACUGCUUCUUUGUAAGAGUCAUCUAGAUUGGGAAAAGCUUGUACGAACAUAUGGGCAUCUCUUCUUAUCUGUCCUUUGAGGAGCUGAAGGCGACACUCUCAACUUGCUGAUCAUCAGCAACUGGGCCAGAUGACAUUCAUAUUCGGAUGUUACAACAUUUACAUCAGUCAGCCCUUGAAGUCUUCCUACUCCUCUUCAAUCUUAUUUGGUCACAAGGAGUUCUUCCCAAGCUGUGGAAAUCUGCCAUUGUUCUCCCUUUCCACAAACCAGAUUUCUUCUGAUGAAGUUGACACCUGGACACCAUAACCCACUCCGUGGCUUGGAUGGUAGCGAUCUCGUCUCGCAUAUUAAGUGUCCAUGAUUCGAUUCCCGGCCGGUUGGUGCCCUUGUUCACCUAACAGUGCUGUAUAAUCCCAACAGGUUUAACGCUCCCCCAUGAAUAAAAUUAUCUCCCUGAGGUCCUUUUCAGCAGACAGAGUGCCUAAGUUACAUCCCUCAAUAAAGCGUGUGAUCUGCGCCUUCCUGCUACACCAACACCACAGGAGGUUCAACCUGCACUGCGGCAUUGCUGAUGGCGAGAACCCCUCAGAUGUGGGCGUCUUCGAGGUGGAUGCCGCCACCGCCACCAACAGCCUGGAGACUCAGAGACGUGUAGAAUGUACUGUAUCCAUCGUGAAAGUCCAGGAAUGGUGGGAAGAAGAUCAGAAGGACCAGCUGGACACGACACAAGAAACUACACCUCCGAGGGGAAGGUUCCUUCCCAGGAUCACCCUGGUGUGGAGAGCUGGAGUUCCUGGACGAGCUCAGAGAGGUGGCACAGACGGUCAUGUCCUGGCACUACACUGGCUCUCAUCCCAACCAGUCUUCAGCAACCAAAGUCUGGAGAACUCCACCAUCUCCACCCAGGGUGACUCCGUGUGGCAUCCAGGCUUCCAGUGGCGCAGAGUGACCUAACCACGUCCAUAACGUAGCCAGAUCAGCGACCUUCACGAGUCGGCGAUGGAGUCUGGUCAGCAGCCCUUCCAGAGAGAGUCUCCACAUCAAUGUCUGAGGCUCCAGUCGGCGAUGGAGUCUGGUCAGCAGCCGUUCCAGAGAGUCUCCACAUCAAUGCCUGACGCUCCAGUCGGCGAUGGAGUCUGGUCAGCAGCCCUUCCAGAGUCUCCACAUCAAUGCCUGACGCUCCAGUCGGCGAUGGAGUCUGGUCA